Messenger RNA from Racocetra fulgida, 594 nucleotides. NCBI's taxonomy places the organism in Eukaryota, Fungi, Glomeromycota, Glomeromycetes, Diversisporales, Gigasporaceae. The record is from the annotation of a GenBank genome assembly.
AUGGUCAACCCGCGUUUCAUUCCUGAAAAUGUCUUUCAUUAUGCUGAUAUCGGUUAUGCUACCAAUGUUGAAGCACAAGAAGCCAAAAAAGAUGGAAUUGAACAAAUCAAUUAUUUGACAUUGGAUGUGUAUGCCCGGAAAUCUUCCACUUUGAAACCGGUUUUGGUUGUAGUUUCUGCAAAAACUAGACCGAAAUAUCCUACUCGAUUGUUUGAUGCGAAACGAGCUCUGCGAUGGGUAAAAGAGAACAUCAAAUUUUUUGGUGGUGACCCAGAUUUCGUCGCGGUUGGUGGUAUGUUACUUGCAUUAACACCAAAUGUGUCCGAAUUUCAACCAGGGUUUGAAGAUGUGGACACUUCCGUCAAAGCAUGCAUACUGAUAAAUGCUGUUACUGAUCUUUCUGAAAAGUAUUCCGGUUCAUCAACGAUAGAUGAAUCACUUGUAAAAAAACACUCACCAAUACACCUCCUUCGAGAGGAUGCUGUCCCAUUUUUAGUAUUUCAUGGUGAUCGUGAUGAUUUUAUACCUAUCGAAUCGUCCAGUCGUUUUGUUGAAGAAUACAAGAAAAGUAAUUGCUACGAGUUUAUUCUUUAA